AUGGCUGCUUGGGGUAUCUGGGAGAGGCGAAACAGGGUGAGGGAGGGGCAGAAAACUUGGGGUUCAAAUUUGGUGAUGCACCGAGCUUCAGAGCUUUUGCAGGAGUAUCGGGAUAUACAAUCGGUGAAUCCACGGAUGGCUGCCCGGAGUAUGGAUUUGCGUUGGAAGCCACCUGAUUCAGGUGUUUACAAAAUAAACUUUGAUGGCGCUUUAUUCCUGGAACAGAGGUGCGCUGGCUUAGGGGUGGUUGUGAGGGACUCGGCUGGGCUUGUCAUGGCUGCGUUAAGUCAGAGAGUGCGGCUCCCAGGUUCGGCUGAUGUGGUGGAGGCUUUGGCAACUCGAAGAGCCAUCUGCUUUGCUCAGGAACUCAGCCUUCACAAUGUGGUGAUUGAAGGUGACUCUUUGAGAGUUAUUGAAGCCAUUAUCGAUACUAGGCCAGUGUAG
Quercus lobata is the source of this 444-nucleotide messenger RNA. RefSeq lists its product as uncharacterized. The transcript has a single exon. Gene Ontology annotation, molecular function: RNA-DNA hybrid ribonuclease activity; nucleic acid binding. The record is from RefSeq and is a predicted model, not a curated record. Lineage: Eukaryota; Viridiplantae; Streptophyta; Magnoliopsida; Fagales; Fagaceae. Bases 1 to 444 code for a protein of 147 amino acids.